AUGGAUGAUUGGACUGUUGUGCAAUCUAUGCUAGUGUCAUGGAUAACAAAUAUUCUUGAUCCGAAGGUGCGAUCGACGAUUGGUGAUUAUGAUGAUGCGAGUAUUCUUUGGACAAAUUUAAAGAAUUGGUUUUGCGUGGUGAGUGGUACUCAUGUGUGCCAAUGGAAGACUUCUUUGGGUGAACGCAAACAAAAUUCCAACGAGUCUGUGGCCGAUUAUUUUGGCAGACUUUCGAAGGUGUGCAAGGAACUUUUCACAUUCAUGCGUGUGCCCAAGUGUGCGUGUGGGAAGUGUACUUGCAACAUUGUUGCUCAAGUUGAGGAGAUUAGAGAGGAAGAUUAUCUUCAAUUCAUCAUUUUUUGA
Messenger RNA from Chenopodium quinoa (quinoa), 363 nucleotides. RefSeq lists its product as uncharacterized. The transcript has a single exon. Bases 1 to 363 code for a protein of 120 amino acids. The record is from RefSeq and is a predicted model, not a curated record. Lineage: Eukaryota; Viridiplantae; Streptophyta; Magnoliopsida; Caryophyllales; Amaranthaceae.